Messenger RNA from Closterium sp. NIES-65, 1299 nucleotides. NCBI's taxonomy places the organism in Eukaryota, Viridiplantae, Streptophyta, Zygnematophyceae, Desmidiales, Closteriaceae. The record is from the annotation of a GenBank genome assembly.
AUGGAGGCCUCGUUCUUAUCCAUGUGCUUCUGUCUCGCUAUAAUCUUCCAUCAAGCCUCGGCCAUAAGCGAAGAGGCAUCCGUUCCGAACGUUCUGAGCCUUGGCCGGAAAGAGAAGCUGGACUUUUCUGGAAUUGUGCAUCGCGAUCGGAAGUUCUCGCGAACUCCGCCGCUCGGAUGGAACAGCUGGAACCAUUUCCAGUGCAAUGUUAAUGAGCACAUUGUGAAAGCUGCGGCGGACAAGCUCGUGUCAUCUGGGUUAGCAGCCCUUGGCUACGUCUAUGUCAACAUAGAUGAUUGCUGGCAGGCUGACUCACGUGAUUCGGAGGGUCGCUUGGCACCGUCUCCUCACUUCUUCCCUUCGGGCAUCAAGGCAAUUGCGGACUAUGUGCACAGCAAGGGGCUCAAGCUGGGCAUUUACUCCGACUCUGGGAGGCUCACGUGUGAAGGCAAGCCAGGGUCACUUGGGCAUGAGGCGAUAGACGCCCUCACCUUCGCUGAAUGGGAAGUGGACUACCUCAAAUACGAUAACUGCUUCAACGACGGCACUCCAAACAAGAUACGCUACACGACCAUGCGCAAUGCACUGGAGGCUACUGGGAGGGACAUAUUCUUCUCCAUGUGCGAAUGGGGGCAGGACGACCCUUCCCUGUGGGCGUAUGACGUGGCAGACUCCUGGCGCACCACGGUUGACAUUGGGGACUCGUGGCGGAGCAUGAUGCGCAUUGCAGACAAGAACAACAAGUGGGCCAAAUACGCCAGGCCAGGCGGGUGGAACGGUGAGUGCCAUUGGAAGGCUCAACCCGGACAUGCUGCAGAUGGGGAACGGAUACUCUCUCAUUCCUCCUAUCCCAACUCUGCCGUUGCUCUUCCUCACCCACCACCCUUGACAGACCCGGACAUGCUACAGGUGGGGAAUGGCGGCAUGAGGGAUUCGGAGUAUCGUGUGCACUUCAGCCUCUGGGCCAUCAUGAAGGCACCACUCCUGAUUGGCUGCGAUCUCUCGGUUGUAUCAAAUAAGACGUUGGCCAUUCUGGGAAAUGAAGAGGUUAUUGCUCUCAACCAGGACCCACUGGGCGUUCAGGCAAGGAAGGUGCAAGUCUCUGAAGAUUCUUUCAUGGAGGUUUGGUCCGGGCCUCUGUCGGAGGGUCGGCUGGUGGUAGCUCUGGUGAAUCGCAGCCCAAUCAGCUUGAAGAUCACUGCCCGAUGGAAAGCCAUGGGGCUGAAUCCUGUGCAGCGGAUGUAUGCACGAGACCUGUGGAAGGUACGUGGCUUGAUAAAAGGUGUGGCUUUCGGUUGA